GUUAUAGGUAAUAAAAGAUUCGCAUUUGCGAAUUUAUAGAGAGUAAAAAUGGUGCUCGAUAUGGAUAUGUUUCGCGAGGAGAAGGGUGGAAAUCCCGAAGUCAUCCGUGAAUCGCAGAGGAAUCGUUACAAAGAUCCAGGGUUGGUUGAUAAGGUGAUUGAGCUCGAUCAGGCAUGGAGAAAAGCGCGGUUUCUGCUUGAUGUAUUCAAUCGGCAAAAGAACGUGCUAAGCAAAGCCAUCGGGGAAAAGAUGAAGAAAAAGGAGGCUCAAGGCACAGACGACAGCAUUGAUGAAUCGAUCACUUCAAAGCUGGAUUCUUUGAAAAUUGAGGAUCUCAAUGGAUUAUCGGUAAUGCAAAUCAAAAAGCUACGAGUUUUGCUGGAUGAGAAAAUGGCUGAAACAAAGACUUCGAUGGAGAAACUGGAGGAAGAACGCCAUUUCAACUUGAUACAAAUAGGGAAUAUCGUCCACCACAGUGUCCCAGUAUCGGACGAUGAAGAUAACAACCGAGUCGAACGCACAUUUGGUGACAUAACCAGGAAAAUGAAGUAUUCCCAUGUUGAUCUCGUCUGCAUGAUCGAUGGAUUUGAUGGAGAUCGGGGAACAUCAGUUGCUGGUGGACGCGGUUACUUCCUCAAAGGACCGCUUGUUUUUCUUGAACAGGCAAUAAUCCAGCUUGCUCUGCAAAAGCUAGGAGAAAAAGGCUUUGUUCCGCUCUACACGCCGUUUUUCAUGCGUAAGGAAGUUAUGCAAGAAGUCGCGCAACUGAGCCAAUUUGAUGAAGAACUUUAUAAGGUUUGUGGUAAAGGUUCAGAAGUGGUUGGAGACAAUACAAUUGAUGAAAAAUACUUGAUUGCCACUUCGGAACAACCCAUAGCUGCUUUCCACAGGAAUGAAUGGCUCAAAGAAACCGACCUUCCUCUCAAAUAUGCUGGAAUAUCCACUUGUUUCCGUCAAGAAGUGGGUAGCCAUGGAAGGGAUACUCGAGGUAUAUUCCGAGUACAUCAGUUCGAGAAAGUUGAGCAGUUUGUUAUCUGUUCGCCGAAUGAUAAUGAAUCAUGGCGGAUGUUCGACGAGAUGAUUGGAAAUGCUGAGGAGUACUGUCAGUUAUUGGGUAUUCCUUAUCACAUCGUAUGCAUUGUUUCGGGCGAGUUGAACAACGCCGCUUCAAAGAAGCUUGAUCUCGAGGCUUGGUUCCCUGGAUCAGGUGCUUUCCGAGAGCUUGUAUCUUGUUCGAAUUGUACUGAUUAUCAAGCUCGAAGGUUGAAGGUUCGUUACGGUAUGACGAAGAAAAUGGAUGGAGAGGUGCCGUUCGUCCACAUGUUGAAUGCAACGAUGUGCGCUACUACUCGAGUUCUGUGCGCUUUGCUGGAGAACUACCAAACUGAUGAUGGUAUUGUAAUACCUGAGAUUCUUCAUCCGUUUAUGCCUGAGAAGUACCGAAAAUUCAUCCCGUUCGUCAAACCUGCUCCUAUCGAUGAAGAUGCAAAGAAAAAGGCAGAAAAGGCAGGAAAAUAAAGACUAUUUAUUGUGCUUUGUUUUAUGAACAGAUAUCUAUGAAAUUAAAACUGUUGAGACGCUAAAAUCUCGGUGCACUCAUCUGCACUGGAUGUCUAUCGUUAAACUGGCAUGCUCUCCGUUGUUGUUCCCCUUCUCGGUUCUAUGGGCUUGGGCUUUUGUUGUGAUGUGAAAGCAUUCUCACUGUAUUGUUACUUUGUUAAUAAAUAUUCCUAUC
Molecule: messenger RNA, 1735 nt
Organism: Cylicocyclus nassatus
Lineage: Eukaryota; Metazoa; Nematoda; Chromadorea; Rhabditida; Strongylidae
Source: the annotation of a GenBank genome assembly